Messenger RNA from Ambispora gerdemannii, 249 nucleotides. NCBI's taxonomy places the organism in Eukaryota, Fungi, Glomeromycota, Glomeromycetes, Archaeosporales, Ambisporaceae. The record is from the annotation of a GenBank genome assembly.
GGUUGGAAAGUCAAAAGUCCAUUCAAAGGGGUUAUUAGCAAAAUAUACCCUAAUUAUGCAAUGCAAAUUACUAAUAAAGAAGGAUUACAAAUAUUAAUAGAUAUCCAAGUUGAUAGAAAGAAUCCGAUGCCGUUGGACAAAAUAUUACAAUGUGAAGUAGAAGAAGGACAAGAAGUUAGUUCCAAAACCACCCUUUUUAUCGUUUAUCUGGAAGAACAAGUUAUUAGUGUUUCCGUUUAUAUUCCCUGA